AUGACUGAUAUUGAUACGGUAAAGAACUUUUUGCGUUCACCUGGCAAAACUGAUCGUGCUGACUUAAUCAAUGCUUUGGAGAUCAUGAAUUUAUCGCUUGAGGGUCCAAAUGGAGCACAAAAGGCUCAAACUAUUCUUGCAGCUAUACCUAUCCCAGAGCUUUUCACACUUCUCGGGAAUUAUGAAGACGUGGUUUCUUUGGCUACUUGUAAAGUUCUUAACAAACUUUUACGACCCAUGAGCUAUGCCGAUAUAAAUUCAUCUGGACUUCAGGAAUAUUUGAUGCUAGGUUUGCAACAUGAAGUUCCCGAAGUUCGAAUUCUUACAUUAAAUCAAAUUGAAAAGUGUCAAGAGUCAGAAGAAGCAAUCCAAGAUUUGGUUAAAUCGCCUCUUUUUCCUGCUAUGCUGGAAAGUUUGGGGUUCGAUGAUACACUGACAUCAACUAGAAUAUUAGAACUCCUUGUCAAACUUGUUACGACUAGCUCUUAUUGUUUCCAAGUUUUCUUCGAUCCUGAGUCGAUAGCAAUUCUAAAUAGGCUUUCCAAAGGUGACGGAAUUGUAAAAUUUCGUGUAUUUGAUCUGAUGGCUCGAAUAUCAUUAUCUUCACCAGAAGCAUUUCAAUUAUGUGAAUCAUCUGGUUCUCUGGAAGCAAUAACAUCAGAACUAAAAUCUGAUGACUUAUUGAUAAAAUUAAAUGCAAUAGAAACUCUAUCCAAGAUAAUUCAAAGUCGAAUUAGUUAUUCCUUUUUUGAAAAAGCUGGAAUUCUACAGUUCUUUGUUGAUAUUUUGUCAAAGGAUGAUGAUCAAGACAUUACGCUAGUUCUAGAGAAAUGUUCUGUACUCAAAUUUUUUGGGAAAUUAUGUGAAGUGGAGGACAUAGAUUUCUCUGAAGUGGAAGAUAAAUACAAAAUCUUAAGACAAAUAGAUGCACAUUUAUUGAGUGAUCAUGUGGAUCUCAAAUUUACUGAUGUUUUAAACCUUUAUGGGCUCAAGAUUACUUCAAUACAUAUUAUUGGAGUGAUAGGUCAUAAAGAAUAUGGUCUGAAGCUCUUGUAUUCGAGUGUGUCGCCUAAUUUGCUAGGAGACUUUAUGGAUCUUUACCACAGUUCGUCAGGUGAUGUAAAGUUGGCAUGCUUACAGACAAUAUCGUGCUUACUCGGUGUAAGACGUGGGGUCGAAGAAUUUCGUAUGAUUAGUUUUACCAUUUUACAAAAAAUGGCCUUUCAUCCAUGGGGUAAAACUGAAAUGGUAAACUGUAAAGAAUUUAUUGACUAUAUAAUUGAUCGUUCUAAUGAGUCCACGCACAAGGGGAAAGAAUGGAAAUUCACCAUUAUUCAAACGUUGUAUGAGUCACCUAAUUCUGAAACUAUUAUUGCACCUAACAUUCUGGAACAGUUCAGGCGAUAUUUGCAUGAGGGCCCCUUUUACGUAAAAAGUAAGACUGCUGUUGCAUUAGAAAAUGCAUAA
Molecule: messenger RNA, 1467 nt
Organism: Racocetra persica
Lineage: Eukaryota; Fungi; Glomeromycota; Glomeromycetes; Diversisporales; Gigasporaceae
Source: the annotation of a GenBank genome assembly